AGUGAUCUGUGAAUGUGAUUUGUGUCUGUGAUUCAAUUACCAUUUGACCUAAAACAUGCGGUUUAUUUUGUUUGUUUAUCUUUUAUUUUGAAUUGAAGAUUGUAAAUUAAAAUGAAUCCGAAAGCAGUGUAUAAAUACUGCAAACAUUUAGGUUGUUGUGAGGCAUGCUGUCUUCGAUAUAUAGGGAUUAAAAAUCCUGACUCCUACGAGCAUGUAGACAGUUUUGUGACCAUAUAUCAAGAUGAAGCAGACAAACCAAAACAGACAUUUGAACAAAAUGAAGAUCUAGAAAAUGGAAAUGACAAUUCAUUAAAACCAGAAGUCAUUGACAAGAAUGUGACCAAUGGCGAUAGUGAUGACCUCACUAAUUUACCACCAUGUAAAAAAAGGAGGAUAGACGUUUGUAUCAGUUGUCUGGGAGUGCUACAAGAAGAUAAGAGAUUUGAUAGUUUCUCUAUGGUCAAAAAUGUGCUGGCUAAAAAGAAAUAUGAAUGUGCCACUUUUGCAUGUGCACUGUCGGCACCUAUGGCUACAUUGCUCCGUGAGCGCGCCAUCACACUGCGGCUUGCUGAGGAGUUCCCAGGAUAUGAUGAUAAAACUCUGACAGCGCUGAAGGAAGCAUGGAAGUGGUCAUUUGGCGUGCAGCUCGCCGCACAGAUCAACAAGACGUUGGACUCGGGAGCCGUGUCGCCGCUGCUCGUCACACUCAACUAUGACUAUGCUGAUGAUAUGCAGGAAUUGGAGAUUCUCAAGCAAGUAUCGCCGCAGCUGUUUGAAGAGAGAAGCAAACAAAAGAGGCGGUUUGUGACUGAAUUUACCAGAAGGUCUGUUGAACAGGCGCUGGCCACCGCGAGCCUGGCGGCGCUGCAGGCGGCGGGCGGCGGCCUGCCCACGGCGAGCGUGCGCGCGCUGUGCGUGGGCAUGGUGUGCGCGCACGCGCCCAUGUACCUGGCUGGCAGGUACAUCAAACUAAGUCGCAAUUUGCCCCAGUCGCCAUGGAUCCUGGACAAAAAGAGAGUUCUACCGUCUUCAGUUCAGGAGAUCAUAUACAAGCCCCUGGCUGACUUUUACAAUAUGGAUGAAGAGGAGGCGGACCGCAGACUGAAGCUGAUAGCGGCCGGCAGGGAGGACGUCGACGUGCGCUGCCUCGGGGAGGGCCGCCCCUUCGCUGUCGAGAUAACAGAUCCUACGCGCCAGUUGACUGCGGACGAGCUCGCUAAAGCGUGUCAAUUAAUUUCUGAAAGCAAAGAAGUAAUCGUAAAACAGAUUGUACCUAUAACUAGGGAGGACUUGGUCCAGUUGAAGAAAGGCGAAGAAACAAAAAGCAAAACGUAUGAAGCUCUUUGUAUAAAACUGUCUCAUUCCCAAUUUGAUGAUGUAUCUCCUGACAGUCCCGUAAAAGUGACCCCAGAAGACAUAGCACGGAUCAAUUCUUUCCGAAAUACCCCCCAGAAUUCUCAAAACAGCCUUAACAAUAAAUCUAAUGACCAUAACGAUUCCAAUGGUGAUACCUCAGAUGAAGAGAAUAACGCAAAUACUUUAGAUGCAAAUGGAGAUAGUCUAAACGCUAGUCCAGAUUCCAAAACAACUAAAACAGACAUUCAAAACACUUCCGAGGAGAACCAAAUGGCUAAAAAUUCGUCCGAUGCAAAAGAUAUUGAUGCUACUCCAGAAAAAAAUUAUGUUCAAGUAGCUGAAGCUAUGGACACAUCUCUAAACUCAGAGAAAUGUGAUAAUCUUUCAGAUGUGAAGAUUGUGAUAGAGCAAAAAACUCCCAUAAGAGUUCUUCACAGGCGGCCCUUGCUCACCCGGACCAGACAGAUUCUGGAGUUGGAAGCUGAAGCAGUGCCAGGUUCCCGUAGAGUAACGGUGGGUGCGUGCCGCAGAGCACGCGCAGCUGUUCCGGCUGCGGGCGCGCACGUCGGCCGGCACGUACGUCAAGGAGUGGGCGCACGGCGAGCUGCGCCGCUCGCGGCCCGCGCUGCGCGACGUGCUGCGCGCGCGCGUCGACCUGCUGGCGCUUGACGUCAGCGCCGUGCACCUGGCCUGGCCGCCGCCGCCGCCGCCGCCCGUCUAAUACACGAUGCUUAUUAUACA
Bicyclus anynana (squinting bush brown) is the source of this 2097-nucleotide messenger RNA. RefSeq names its product tRNA pseudouridine synthase Pus10 (gene Pus10). Gene Ontology annotation, biological process: tRNA pseudouridine synthesis. The record is from RefSeq and is a predicted model, not a curated record. The coding region runs from base 112 to 2025 and encodes 637 amino acids. NCBI's taxonomy places the organism in Eukaryota, Metazoa, Arthropoda, Insecta, Lepidoptera, Nymphalidae. The transcript has 12 exons. Gene Ontology annotation, molecular function: pseudouridine synthase activity; RNA binding.